Dreissena polymorpha is the source of this 1134-nucleotide messenger RNA. RefSeq lists its product as uncharacterized. Gene Ontology annotation, cellular component: membrane. The record is from RefSeq and is a predicted model, not a curated record. The transcript has 5 exons. Gene Ontology annotation, molecular function: calcium ion binding. The coding region runs from base 13 to 783 and encodes 256 amino acids. Gene Ontology annotation, biological process: cell adhesion. Lineage: Eukaryota; Metazoa; Mollusca; Bivalvia; Myida; Dreissenidae.
ACUUCAGACAAGAUGAAAGGAAUUUUAACGGUAGCUGUUGUUUGUCUUCUGGCGAAUUUUACCGAUGCCCAGUUUACCGCAUGGACAACGACCGGGUUCACCAUCCAGUCUGGAUCAGCAACUGCAUCAGUCACGCUGAAGUACGAUACUAAAGUACCGGAGACAAGUACUGCUACCACCGCAAUUUUUACCUUGGCAGCAACCGGAACCGGAACGAUGGCUUACGCCUUUGCAACCGCUGGGAAUCCUAAUAGCGUGGGAGCUAUUGCUGGCGGUACUGGAGCGGUUACACUUGCAGCAACAAAAUCCAUUGAUUACGAAACAACGACGUCAAUUGUUUUUGUUGUUACUGCUACAACUGGAACAGGUACUACUGGCACGGCCACUGUGACUGUAGAGAUCAGGAACGUGGUCGAGUUCAGCAAUACUCAUUAUGUUGCGUGUGUCGCUGAUGGAGCAACUGCCGGUACAACGGUUGGAACAUAUACUGUAGCAGAUAAAGCCAGCGGUGACACAAUCGCCUAUACACAUACGCCGACGUCAGAUUUUGACUACGCCUCAGCGACUGGAGUGGUGAGCGUAAAAACCACACGUGAUAUGAAAAUACUGGGGGGUCAAGCGCUCACCCUGACAGCGACCCCUGGUGCUACCAGCACCUCUGCCACCACGGCGGGUACCACAACGCUGUGGAUUGCCAUUGGAACCUGUACCAGCAGCGCCCUGCAGAUCACGGCCAUGUUGGGAAUGGUGAUGCUGUCAUUUGCCACUGCAUUGUGCCUUUAAAUUUUCAAUUUCUUUGCAACAUAAAGACUGGAGCAAACGAACAAAUAUUGUAGACAUUUUUUUUCCAUUUUGAAUCCUCCAAGAUAUUGAUCUAUCAAACGACACCAAACAAACGAACAUUUCUGAUUUUUAAAUUAUACAAUCCGUAAAUGUAAUUAUGUGUUUUAAUCUUCUGUAUUAAUUUCGAAUGUUAUAAGAUAUUUUCAUUUGGAACAUUAUGUUUUUUUCUAUUUACUAACACAGAAUAGUCCUGUAUGAAUAACCGUUGAGGUUGAUGAAAUCAUGGACUUUCUUUCUCUUUUGAUGUGUUUUGCUGUGAUAUUAACUUAUAAAAUAAAAUACUGAGCUGGU